This is a messenger RNA of Panicum virgatum (switchgrass), 901 nucleotides long. Its product is annotated as protein argonaute 14-like. The transcript has 3 exons. The coding region runs from base 1 to 543 and encodes 180 amino acids. The record is from RefSeq and is a predicted model, not a curated record. NCBI's taxonomy places the organism in Eukaryota, Viridiplantae, Streptophyta, Magnoliopsida, Poales, Poaceae.
AUGGCCAAAAAAAUUUGUGCGUGUUGGCAAGAAAUUUCGUUUCAUUGGAAUGCGACAUUGAUCGGGCGGGCAGCUGGCGGCGGUCGCGGCGGCGGGCUCCCGUACCGCCCCGACGAGCACGCCCCCCUCCACGAGCUGCGCGGCGAGGGCCAGCCACGUGCAGCGCGAGGCAGGUCCAGGCGGCCUUGCGCGCGGGGGCAGCGAGCGGCGCGCGGGCCCAAGGAGCAGGGCGGCACGCGGGCCCAAGGAGCAGGGCGGCACGCGGAUGGUCUAGGCGCGGCGCCGUCCAGCUGCUCGCCCCGGCUGCUCCCGCGCCCUGACGGCGAGCUGCAGACGUCCGCGCCGGGUGCCGAUUCCCGUCCUCCUGCCAUCCUGGUACUAGUCUCCUCCUCCCGCACCGCGCCCUCGAUUCACCCGCCUCCGGCCGUCCUGGAGAGGCCCUGCGCGGAUGGAGCCUUCCGGAUGGACACCGGUCGGAGGUUGGUGGAUAGGAUGCCUAUCAAUCCCAAGAUUGCCGUGUUUGAGAGCACACAGGAGAGGUGACAACCUAGAGAAUGGAGUGAAGGCUUGCGGAAGAAUUGGGCACAAGAAAUAGCAUGUCAAACUUUACAGCUAGCUGAGGCGCUGCUGCUUUGUGGCGUUAAUGCAAAAACAUUGAGUCAAUUGACGAAUUAUAAAAUAUUAAUGGCCCUUUCAUCAAUAUCACAUUAUCCUCUCCUCCGCAUUCAGCUUGACAUUCUCUAUUUCUUGUUUGACAAAAAUAUGAUGCGGCAAAUCUAAUAUCUUGUGGAGGUUUAUCGUUGGACAAAGCUUCAGGGAAAAAACACCCUAAACUUUCUUACUCAUAAAUCACAUUUUAAGCUGUCUCAACGUUAUUUAACCUUUCGCUUGCUCUAUUUAA